UACAGCCACCUGUCAGAGGGCUGUGGGCGGGGGCCGGGUCAGCGAGGCCCGCAGAACCGCAAACGCAGUCGAGCGCACGCUCAGAGCAGACAGCUUGCAGGAGGCAGGAUGGGAUAGUCUAAGACCCUGGGAGCUGACGGCUAGAGGGAGGGAAAGGUGGUCACGGAGACGAGGCAGAGCAACCGGAGGUGGAGGAUCUUGGAGGUGACAACAAGGAGAGUACGCACAGGCGAGGUGCUGCCGAAGCAGGGCGGGCGACUUCUGUGCGGACGCAGCACGGGCGGAAGAGAGAGGGAGGGAGGGCAGCGCCGGGGCGCUAAGGACUAGGCCUGCUGGGGCGGGGGGGGUGUCAUGUCCCGCGAGCGCCCUCCCCGCACCGACAUCCCCCGCAACCUGAGCUUCAUAGCUGCGCUGACUGAGCGCGCCUACUACCGCAGCCAGCGGCCAAGCCUAGAGGAGGAGCCCGAGGAGGAGCCAGGCGAAGGCGGUACCCGGCUCGGGGCCCGAUCCCGCGCUCACGGUCCGAGUCGGGGUCGCCGAGCCCGCUCUGCACCCGCUGGAGGCGGUGGGGUCCGCGCGCCCCGCAGCCGUAGCCCCGACACCCGCAAGAGAGUGCGUUUUGCCGACGCGCUAGGGCUAGAGCUGGCCGCGGUGCGCCGCUUCCGCCCGGGAGAGCUGCCCCGGGUGCCCCGCCACGUGCAGGUUCAGCUCCAGAGGGACGCCCUCCGCCACUUCGCGCCGUGCCAGCCACGCGCCCGCAGCCUCCAGGAGGCGCGCGCCGCCCUGGAGCCGGCCAGCGAGCCCGGCUUCGCAGCCCGCUUGCAGGCUCAGCGCAUUUGCUUGGAACGCGCCGAGGCGGGCCCGCUGGGCGUGGCCGGGAGCGCGCGCGUGCUGGACCUGGCCUACGAGAAGCGCGUGAGCGUACGCUGGAGCGCUGACGGCUGGCGGAGUCAGCGCGAAGCGCCCGCCGCCUACGCAGGCCCGGCUCCGCCCCCGCCGCGCGCCGAUCGCUUCUCCUUCCGCCUGCCGGCGCCGCCCAUUGGGGGCGCUCUGCUCUUCGCCUUGCGCUACCGUGUGACCGGUCACGAGUUCUGGGACAACAACGGUGGCCGUGACUAUGCUCUACGUGGACCGGAGCACCCGGGCAGUGGCGGAACCCCGGAGCCCCAGGGCUGGAUCCACUUUAUCUGAGACGAGACACUUGCAGGCCACGACAGGAAAAAACCAAAGGCAGCCGGGGGCGGGGUGGGGGAAGCCUUUGUGGCGGGAGGAAUGGGAGAAACCAAGAUUGUCGGGGAGCGGUCCCAGAGAGUCAAGUUGGGAAAGGUGGGAGAAAUCCACAAGAUCAGAGGUUGGGGUGGAAAACGCUGGUUGGGUCUAAGUGGAAGAAAGUAGGAGAAUGGGAGUAGCCUUACCUCCGGUGCGUGGGCACUGGAGUAAGUUGGCCCUGCAGACCUAGGCAUACGGACGCUCAGGAACCUGUUUGGAAUUGGGCGGGCAUUGUGGCUGGAAGAGAUUUUAUGCGCUCAGUGGUCCGGCCCAGUUGAAGUUAUUUAGAUUGCGGACUUACUCCCUCUUACCGGCCUUUGCCACCUCAGGUCCCCAAGCCCUGACCAUCUUAGCGUUAUCUCAAUCACAAUCACCUUGCUUAAUCCCAGGAAUUUGGCCAUUGCUCCCUGGGCCCUGGCAUUAUGACAGUGUUCCCUGUCACUACACAGUCCCUGGCUUUAGUCUUUCACUGGCUGGCUAGGGAGUAAUGAGAGGGAGUAUUCAGAGCUCCUUCAGCCUGCAGGCAAGCAGUUAGGAAUUAUGGAGCCAAAAGCAACUCCAGGCUUGUCCUUAGAGCCAAAUAACAGGGCACCUAAAGGGUUGGUACACUCAGGGGCUUCCAGAAAAAUGCCAGCCUUACCUUUCUGGGUGCCUUCUGAUAACCUCUAAGCACUUUAUAGACUUAAUGUUGGUUAAGGGACAGUUUUUUGGUUGGUUGGUUUUUGGUGGCACUGAGUAUCAAGGGACAGAGAACCAGGACAGUCUUCUGACUUCUGCCUCAGAAGAAAAGGAAGUCACUGGUUGAUUUACCUGUUUGGGUCCCAGUUUUUUCUUGAAAAUUGGAAUUGAGUUCUUAAACCUAGGCUCCAGCUUGAUCUAACAGUGUAGAUUAGAAGCCCCAUUCUCCAAAGUAGUGCCAUAGUUUCCACCACACACUGUCCUGAGCCAGUGGUUUGGGAUGAGGGAUAGGUCCUCAUAUUUUGGGCACAGAUGUUUCAGAGCCUCUUCCAAACCACAGCUCAUCCUCUGCCCUUUGAUUUUUGCUUUUGCCUCUACAGAUUUCCAGCAGGGUUACUGUGAGACAGCUUUGGGGAGGUGUAUCUCUGUUGGGGAAAAUGAUGCUUGGGAACCCCAAAAUGAAAGGAAACAAUGUUGGGGUCUUCCUGAGGAUAAAAGAUUGUAAGUUUAAGAAAUGGAGAACGUAACAAGAAUGAAAACAACUUGAAAUUUAAAUGGCGCCAGAAGAUGGCAGUCUGAUCUUUAUCCUGAGCCAGUGAAAUGGGAAACCUGGACCCUUCUACCCACUCAUACAUUCAUGCCUUAAGUUGUUGCUGGUUAACCUUAACGUAUGAGUCAUUUCUUUGCUGGUUACUUAUUUUUCCUUUCCUUUUAUAACCUCUAACCCCUUUGUUUUUCUUUCCCUUUCCUUGUCCUCCCUUCUCAUCACUUUUUUCUUUGAACAUGUAGGGUAUUUACCUUCAUUUUCUCCUUUUCACUCUUCAUCCAUGUUGAUCUCUGCUAUUCCUUCUCUACAAGGGUUGGAGACCCUACUUCCUUUUCUCCAAGUCCAUGGUUGAUCCACCUUCCUCCCUCAGGCUCCUUCUCGAUCAUCUUCUAAAGGGACAAGUGAGGGAAAAGAAGCAGUUUCUGAUGUUACAGAUGAACAAGAAGCUCCCAGGAAAGACCAUAGUUCCUGAUUGUGCUGUGUCUUCCCAUCCUC
This is a messenger RNA of Castor canadensis (American beaver), 2989 nucleotides long. The record is from RefSeq and is a predicted model, not a curated record. NCBI's taxonomy places the organism in Eukaryota, Metazoa, Chordata, Mammalia, Rodentia, Castoridae.